Solea senegalensis (Senegalese sole) is the source of this 2654-nucleotide messenger RNA. RefSeq names its product gap junction protein beta 8 (gene gjb8). The record is from RefSeq and is a predicted model, not a curated record. Gene Ontology annotation, biological process: cell communication. The coding region runs from base 203 to 1006 and encodes 267 amino acids. The transcript is spliced from 2 exons. Lineage: Eukaryota; Metazoa; Chordata; Actinopteri; Pleuronectiformes; Soleidae. Gene Ontology annotation, cellular component: connexin complex.
UCUAAAAGUCAAACUUCCUCCUCAACAACCCAGUCUCUGACUCAGACUCUGGUUCUGGUUCUGGUUCUGGAGCGCGGGAAAAACUGUUUUCUUCAGACUGAACCACAAAAAAAGGAUUAAUUCACUUUACUUUCAUGGAAAACUAUUGAUUUUCUUUUUUUAAUAUAUACUUUAGUUGCACAGUCAGGUCGUCUGUACCACAAUGAGCUGGGGGGCGCUCUACGCCCAGCUGGGCGGAGUCAACAAACACUCCACCAGUCUGGGAAAGAUCUGGCUCUCGGUCCUCUUCAUCUUCCGCAUCACGAUCCUGGUCCUGGCCGCCGAGAGCGUCUGGGGGGACGAGCAGUCGGACUUCACGUGCAACACGCAGCAGCCGGGCUGCAAGAACGUCUGCUACGACCACUUCUUCCCCGUGUCGCACAUACGAUUCUGGUGCCUGCAGCUGAUCUUCGUGUCCACGCCGGCUCUGCUGGUGGCCAUGCACGUGGCCUACAGGAGGCGCGAGGACACGAGGACCAUGCUGGCCUCCAACGGCACCGAGAAGAUGACGGACAUGGACAUGGAGAAGCUGAAGAAGAGGCGUUUGCCGAUCACGGGCCCGCUGUGGUGGACCUACACCUGCAGCCUGUUCUUCAGGCUCAUCUUUGAGGGCGGCUUCAUGUACGCGCUGUACUUCGUCUACGGCGGCUUCCAGAUGCCGCGCCUGGUGAAGUGCGAGCAGUGGCCUUGUCCCAACAAGGUGGACUGCUUCAUCUCCAGGCCGACGGAGAAAACCGUCUUCACCAUCUUCAUGGUGUCCUCGUCGACCAUCUGCAUGAUUCUGAACGUGGCGGAGCUGGGUUACCUCAUCAGCAAGGCGCUCCUGAGGUGCUCGGCCCGGUCCAAGCGGAAAAACCACCUCUACACGGAGAGCGUGAGGCAGGACAACGACCUGAUGGAGAACAAGAGGAACGAGAUGUUGCUCUCCACGCGUACGGAUUCAACCAGCAACAAGACCUUGUGUUGAAGGACAAACGUCACUGGGAUCCAAGAGGAGAAAACCAUAAACUGCAUGUCCAAACACCCAUGAUGAUUUGAGAAGAUGGGAAAAUACUAGAUUUUAGCCACUUAGAAAGACUUUUCCAACUGGAAACUGAAGUUUAAAAACUGCUCAAACCCCAUAGUGAAAAUCAGCGUUUUGAGCUUGCAGGGACACAGGAGCUGCUGGUUCACUGCUGCCUCGUGUAUACGUUUUCAAACUCUGAAGUCUCUAAGUAACAUAUUUGAAGCUACUGACGGAAGCAGCCGUGGAUCAAAAGCUCCUGUGUUCUGUGUCGUAAAAUCGUUGAUUUUCUUAAUGGAGUUUGGUGUGGGAGAGCGAGCAGUUAGCAAAGUGACAAAACUUUCAUUUUCCAGGCAGAAAAAGCUGUCUAACAGUUAGGAAAAAAUCUUUUUGAGAUAUUAUGGAUUGAAUUUUAUUAGUCAAGGGGCUAAAAUGUGUUUGUCCCUGUUGGCAGCCACGUUUUAAACAAAAAAGAGCAUCUGUGUCUCAAAAAAAAAACAAAAACUAUGUCUUAAAAAUGGCCUGUCCUACAUUAUUAUAGUGAAUCCCGUAUUUAUAGUCAGAUGUUAUAAAUGAACGCAUGAAACAACAAACACGUUUAUCUUUUACAGGCGAUUUUAUCGCUCAGAGAGUGAAAGUUUGUUUUCAGACGUCGAUGAGUGAACCAGAGAAGAAUGAGUCUGCACUGACACCUAGUGGUGACAGUGGGAAUCUACCAAAGUGAAAGCAGAGAAACAAAUGAAGUUGUGUUGAUUCCAUGUACAGUAGUGUGUAGUUUACCAGUGCAUGAGUCACAUGACUGUAGCACAAGAUUUUAACCUUAAAACAUCCAAGUUUUAAUUUAACUUUCUCUAAUGUCCGUGUGUGUGUUUAUAACUAAUGUUGCACAAGAUAAAAUAAUAACAACAACGCUGAUUAAGAUUUAAUAUGAAGUUUUCACCUUUUAAAUCUUUUCGUCUUUUACUUGAACUGAAAGUGUUUGAAAUGGAAGUUUAUCUUAUAAAAUAAGACACAGCCCACAUAUACUGUUUAUAUGUAUAGAUGUAUACCUUUAUAUUAAGGCUGUUUAAGGUGUUUUUAUUCUUCUGAAUGGAUAAAAAAAAGAAUAUGUGAAUUCAGAAAUACUGGAUUACCGUGUGGACACUUGAAAAACAACAACAAGAUUAUUAAGUUAAACAACUGCCUUAUUGUUAUGAUUUGUAUAAUUUUCAAUGUCAUUUUUGGAGUUUUCCUUCCUAAUCCUGCUUUUAAAAGCUUGUGUUGUUGUUUUCAGUCGGCUGUAUCAGCUUUCAGGAUGUGCCUUAUUUCAGCCACAACACCGACCGUCGUUUAAAAAAAAGAAAAGAAACAAAGAAAGAAAAGUCUUUGUCCUCCGUCACAAAUCAAAACCCUGAGAUGAGAUGUUGUGGAUUCUUGUCGUUUUCUCUUCAGCUCUUGUGUCCUGCUCAGUGUGGAUUUAGAAAACUCUGAUUUGAACAGUUUGUUUGUGAUUGUUUGCGUUUUGUACGGUUAGAUAUUUUUUAUCACACUUGCACUUUGAUCAUUGAAGUCAUUUUGCUCUUUGAGAUGUUUUUGUUUGUGUCAUAAAUCAGUAAAAAAAACAACAACAUUA